AUGGCGACCUCGAGAAGACCAGAGAAGCCCUCAGCGGUACCCUCAGAUCUUAUCCCAUCUUCAUCGCCCGCAUUCGGAACGCCCGUUCAUCCCAUCAAUCCCCGCAGAACAGCCCCCAUACGCGCCCCGCCUGCACUGAAGCCAGUUGGAAAGUCGACUGUGCUACCUAUACUCCUUCCGCCGGCGACAUUGCGACCGCUUGCCUUUCGGACAUUUACCAAGAAACACAACCUCACCCUCACAUCCUCUGCCCUCCAAGCAUUAGCAACGUUUGUAGGGAAACACUGCGGAUCAGGAUGGAGAGAGGAAGGCUUGGCAGAGAAGGUCUUGGAAGAGAUCGCGAAGAGCUGGAAGAAAUGUGGUGGUCAAGUUAUCGUAGAAGGCGACAAUGAGACACUCAGAGGCAUACUGAAGACACUUGAAGGCUCCAUGAGCGGAGGAAGGGUGGUACAAGGGUCGACUCUGGGGAGGCAAACCAGUUUCAACUUUGGACCUGAAAUAGCCGGCCAGACAACCCACUCGAGUCUGGACAGUAACAGCAGCUUCGGCAUGUCCAGUUUGGAGGUGGAAGACAAAGACGAAGAAGAAGAUCUGCUGAAAGAUCCAAGAGAAUGGAUGAAGGUCAUCGGCGCCUUCGACCAGCCAAAGCUGAUAUACAAUGCUACCCAGAAGCAUUUCGAAAAAUCUGCCAAAAAGCCAUCACUCUUCCCAGAUCCAAAACACAAGACUGAGCUCUUCCGUCAACGGUACCACAUCGUACACCAGCGUAUACUCCGUAACGAAACGUUUCAAGCACCCACCUUCUCUACAGCGCGGUCUGCUACCCUAAGCCGCACAGGAUCCAUUGCAACCUCACAGAUGAACACCAUCACUCCCAUCGCGAACCUGCUUGGUCGGACUGGAAGUACGCAUCUAUUGCUAGGCAUGCUUACAGUCUCGGCCACUGGUGUGCUCUCACUUUCUGAUCUUACAGGCACAAUUACCUUGGACAUCCAACACGCUCGUCCAAUCCCUGAGAACGGCGCAUAUUUCGCACCAGGCAUGAUUGUUCUAGUCGAGGGCAGCUACGAAGAGGACGCCGGUGCCACGUCAACUCUAGGAGGCAGCAGCGGCAUUGGUGGCACGAUAGGCGGCAAAUUCCUAGGUUUCUCAGUCGGACACCCUCCCAGUGAACGGAGAACAGCAACUUUGGGGGGCGCCGAAGAGGCCGACAAGAACAGCUUGGCUGGACCAGCAUUCGGAUGGACUGACUUCUUAGGCGUUGGGUCUCAGCGCGCGACCGGUACUCGCAUGAACAAGAUUGCAUCGAAACUCCUCGACCCCGACACAGCACAUAACAUCGUCAUAGCCUCAGACCUCCAUCUAGAUGUCCCAUCCACAUUGUCUGCUCUCCGUACCCUCUUACGCACAUACACACCCGAUCCUACCGACGCCCACCCCGUCUAUCCUCUCGGCAUCAUCCUGAUGGGAAACUUCAGUUCGAAAGCCAGUUUGGCAGGCGUACCAGGAACAGGCAGCAUAGAAUACAAAGAACAUUUUGACGCACUCGCCUCUGUCCUUGCAGAGUUUCAAACUCUCAUCGCACAUACUACACUUGUACUCGUUCCUGGCGACAACGACGCCUGGCCGAGUGCGUUCUCUGCUGGUGCCGCUACACCAUUACCGAGGAAACCUAUUCCAACGAUGUUCACAAGCAGGAUUAGAAAGGUCGUUGCUGAAGCGAACAGAGAGAUCUGGGGAGCGGGCAAGGCAAAGGGCAAAGAAGGGGAAGUAAUCUGGACAUCCAAUCCCUCGCGCUUGACCUGGUUCGGCGUCAAGGGCGAGAUGGCAAUACUGAGGGACGAUGUGGCCGGAAGACUGCAAAGACAAUCGAUACGAUUCAACAAACCACCCCCGGAUGUAGACGACGAUAUGCCAUACGCGCCGAGUCAUCAACAACAAGAGGCGGAACAGCAGGACGCCAUGGAUCUUGAUCUCAGGCCGCCGCCGGCCCGACAGCAGCAGCAGCAAUCAGAUGUUGAUGUCGAAACACAAACAGCGCGCGCGCUCACCCGAACCAUACUCUCACAAUCGCAUUUAAGCCCAUUCCCGCUCUCAGCGCGGCCAUUACAUUGGGAUUUCGCGCACACAAUGAAUCUCUACCCGUUGCCGACGAGUUUGGUGCUCGCAGAUAGCGAGGCACCGGCAUUUGUAGUCAAGUACUUUGGCUGCACGGUUAUGAACCCGGGAAGUAUAGACGAAAGUGGCGGGAGAGGAAGAAGAGAGGGAAGGGCGAGGUGGGUCGAGUUUGAUAUCAGAACUUCUGCUGGAGUGGUUAGGACAGAGGGAUAG
Messenger RNA from Alternaria burnsii, 2331 nucleotides. RefSeq names its product dna polymerase epsilon subunit b. Lineage: Eukaryota; Fungi; Ascomycota; Dothideomycetes; Pleosporales; Pleosporaceae. The record is from RefSeq and is a predicted model, not a curated record. The transcript is spliced from 2 exons. The coding region runs from base 1 to 2331 and encodes 776 amino acids. Gene Ontology annotation, molecular function: DNA binding. Gene Ontology annotation, biological process: DNA-templated DNA replication; error-prone translesion synthesis. Gene Ontology annotation, cellular component: epsilon DNA polymerase complex.